AUGUCAACAACCGUGAGCUUGGGUGCAUGGCGGGACCGCACGAAUCUCUUCAUAUCAUAUCGACAGUCGUACACACAUCACCCAGCGAAGAGAGCGCGCUUCACGGGACCCAGCCAUGGCCGCUUCACCGAUGAGCCGACCGAUAGCGAGCGCGCUGGUCUCAUGUCGAAUGCGGAAGGUGAUGGAGACGCGGUGAUAGAGAUGGAUAUUCUGCCGCCGCGAUGGCUGGAUAUCCAGGAUGAGAUCAGUCAGGUGCUGGGAGAUAUCGCAGGCAAGAUGAGGAGGCUGGAUCAGAUGCACGCGAAGCAUGUCCUACCAGGAUUCGAUGACGAGAGCGUGAAGGCAAAGGAGGAACGGGAGAUCGAGGGCUUGACGCAGGACAUCACGAGGGACUUCACAACGUGCCAGAAAGCUAUAAGGCGCAUCGAUCGACUGGUACAAGAGCAGCAACACCAGAAUCGCGGAGGCGUAUCGAAUGCGGACGCGACAAUGGCCAAGAACCUCAAGAUGAGCUUGGCAUCGCGAAUAGGAGAUGUCAGCACGUCAUUCAGGAAGAAGCAGUCUGCGUACAUGAAGAAGCUGCGGCAACUGGGAGGAAUGGGUACUAGCAGUCCCUUCGAUCGAUCGGGCACGCCCAUGGCCCAGAACCCGUACAACGACCCGGCGAUGAUGGACUCCGAGGCGGAUCGAUCGUCGGCGCAGUCGACGCUGUUACAGACAGCCCAAGUCCGGAAACGAACAGGCGUACAAGACGCAGCGAUCGAGCAACGAGAGCGAGAGAUCGAGAAGAUUGCACAGGGCAUUAUUGACUUGUCAAACUUGUUCCAAGAGAUUCAGACUAUGGUCAUCGACCAAGGCACCGUGCUGGACCGGAUCGACUACAACGUGGACCGAACAGCCGAACACGUGAAAGAGGCAGACAAAGAGCUCAAGGUCGCGACAGGAUACCAGAAACGAAGCACGAAGCGCAAGAUUAUCCUGCUGCUGGUGCUGAUCGUGGUGGGCAUGUUCAUCUUGCUACUGGUGAAGCCGAGGAGUCAGAGCGGUGGGCAGCCAGCGCCGGCACCACCUCCGCCUGUUGAGCCGCCGGUACCGAACGAUCCAGGCGCAGGACUGCCGCCGAGGUUGUCACAGGGAGAAAACGUACCAGACGCAGCAGGUCUGUUUGGAAAUGAAGAGAGACAUCUCGAGUGGAAGCAGCGCAGACGACGACCGAGUUCAUCCAGGUGA
Molecule: messenger RNA, 1230 nt
Organism: Fulvia fulva
Lineage: Eukaryota; Fungi; Ascomycota; Dothideomycetes; Mycosphaerellales; Mycosphaerellaceae
Product: t-SNARE affecting a late Golgi compartment protein 2
Exons: 2
Coding region: 1-1230 (409 amino acids)
Biological process (GO): intracellular protein transport; vesicle fusion; vesicle-mediated transport
Cellular component (GO): membrane; SNARE complex; endomembrane system
Molecular function (GO): SNARE binding; SNAP receptor activity
Source: RefSeq, a predicted model, not a curated record